AUGGCUAUUUAUGCUCUUUUCAAAAAAAAGAAUAUGGCACAAUUGCAACCUGAAAGAGUUGUUGAAGAAUGUAUUCAAGAAAGUAGCACAACACCACAUUUUGAAGCUAAGAAUAAGGAGGAUAGUGCAUGUUUCAAAUUUAAUGUGCAGGCACCUGAAUUUGUACCAAGAUCUCAUAAUACAACAACUCCAAUUUCAAGUUAUUUUUACCCAUAUUUUCAGUAUCUUUCUGGGGGUAAUACUACUUCUGAUUGGUUAUAUGUUGCUGAUCAAGACACUCUUUCUUAUGUUCCUAAUCAAAAUUUCUCUGCGUUGCUUCAAAAAGAUGUUCUUCCAGAAGAUGUCAAGAACAAGAUCAUUAAACAGGUUGAAUAUCAACUUAGUGACAUGAGCUUGCUGGCAAAUGAGAACUUAUUGAGACAGAUGAAUAAGGACCUUGAAGGCUUUGUCCCAAUUUCCUCUGUUUCGGCUACGAAGAAAAUCAAGUCCCUCAUAACUAACCAGCAGACACUUGCUCAUGCCCUCCUGUCCUCUACAAAACUGAUUGUAAGCAAUGAUGGCAAGAAGGUUAAAAGAAGAAUUCCAUUUACUGAUAAGGAUAAAGAGGAUUUGCAGUUACGCACAGUUGUUGCUGAGAAUUUACCAGAUGAUCACUCCCAUCACAACAUUGAGAAAAUAUUCAAGGUAGCUGGAAGUGUCAAAACCAUCCGUGUAUGUCAUCCCCAGGAUCCAAACUUGUCGCGUGCUAGAGGAGACAUUGGCAUUAGCAACAAGCUCCAUGCACUGAUUGAGUUUGAGAAUCCUGAAGCAGCUGAGAGAGCAGUUGAGAAGUUAAAUGAUGAAAGGAAUUGGAGAAAAGGCCUAAGAGUGAGGUUACUCCUCAGACGUUCACCAAAGUCUAUACUAAAGAUCAGAAAGUGUGAAUUUGAAGGAUGUUUUGAUGAUGAAGAUGGACUGCCUUCUGAAGACUCUGAUAGCAAUAAUGUUGAAGACGGUGUAGGAUCAGCCAAGAAAGCAUGGAACAAAGGACGUGGGAAAUUAAGAAUGCGUCCUCAAAUACAUGGUGGUCGAGGCCUACUUGCUGCACUUCCACAAAGCAGCAGCAGCAGCUCAGGUUUAGGUGAAGGACCAGUGAGACAAGUUACAAAAGGGCCAAGAAUGCCCGAUGGAACGAGAGGUUUCACCAUGGGAAGAGGGAAGCCUCUCACAGCUACUCUUAUAUCCGGAGUACAUGUAAUUGCCUAA
Solanum verrucosum is the source of this 1245-nucleotide messenger RNA. Its product is annotated as la-related protein 6C-like. Gene Ontology annotation, cellular component: nucleus. Gene Ontology annotation, molecular function: mRNA binding. The coding region runs from base 1 to 1245 and encodes 414 amino acids. The transcript has 11 exons. The record is from RefSeq and is a predicted model, not a curated record. NCBI's taxonomy places the organism in Eukaryota, Viridiplantae, Streptophyta, Magnoliopsida, Solanales, Solanaceae.